Messenger RNA from Gymnogyps californianus (California condor), 5353 nucleotides. RefSeq names its product OPA1 mitochondrial dynamin like GTPase (gene OPA1). Gene Ontology annotation, molecular function: microtubule binding; GTPase activity; GTP binding. The transcript is spliced from 31 exons. Gene Ontology annotation, biological process: mitochondrial fusion. Gene Ontology annotation, cellular component: mitochondrial membrane; microtubule; cytoplasm. The record is from RefSeq and is a predicted model, not a curated record. NCBI's taxonomy places the organism in Eukaryota, Metazoa, Chordata, Aves, Accipitriformes, Cathartidae. The coding region runs from base 38 to 3082 and encodes 1014 amino acids.
UGCGUGCGGCUCCUCCGGGCCCCUCCCGGCCGUUAGGAUGUGGCGGACGCGGGUGGCGGCGGCUUGCGUCAUCUGCCGGAGUCUAGCAAAUAGCAACUAUGGAAUAAAAAGAAAAUCACCACUUCAAAACUUGCAUCUUGUUUCCCGAAGUAUACAUCAUCCCUACUAUCCAAGUUCAAAAUUUCAAAGACCUCCAUUAAGGAUAUCCAUUCAGCUGUUCUCUUCUCUUAAUCGUCUUCCCCUACGCAAAACGAAACUUUUAAAUGUAAAAUACGGAUACCAGUUCCACAGGAACUUUUGGCUAGCUAGACUAGCAUCAAGGCUUCUCAAACUUCGCUAUCUUAUAUUAGGAUCUGCUGUAGGUGGUGGUUAUACAGCUAAGAAGACAUAUGAUCAGUGGAAGGACAUGAUGCCAGAUCUCGAAGAAUAUAAGUGGAUUGUUCCUGACUUCAUUUGGGAGCUUGAUGAACAUAUUGACUUCGAGAAACUUAUCAAAGCCCUUCCUGAUGCAGAUGACCUUGCCAAACUUCUGCCUGACUUUGACAAGAUUGGAGAGAGCUUCACUUCACUGAAAGGAUUUUUUUCUCCUGGUUACAAUUUGGUUAGUGAAGUCAUAGGAGCUUCUGAUCUACUUCUGUUGUUAGGUUCUCCAGGAGAAACAGCAUUCAGAGCUACUGACCAGGGAUAUGACAAUGACAAACAGUACAAGAAGGGUCUGCUUGGUGAACUCAUUCUGUUACAACAACAAAUCCAGCAGCAUGAAGAGGAAGCACGCAGAGCCGCUGGCCAAUAUAACAUGGGCUCUUCCCAGCAGAAGCGAAAGGUUUCUGACAAAGAGAAGAUUGAUCAACUUCAAGAAGAACUGUUACGCACUCAGCUCAAAUACCAAAGAAUGCUUGAGCGAUUAGAGAAGGAGAACAAAGAGUUAAGAAAAUUGGUACUGCAAAGAGAUGACAAGGGAAUUCAUCAGAGGAAGUUAAAGAAAUCCUUGAUUGAUAUGUAUUCUGAAGUACUCGACAUCCUGUCUGAUUAUGAUGCCAGUUAUAACACUCAAGAUCACCUGCCUCGAGUGGUGGUGGUUGGAGAUCAAAGUGCAGGAAAAACCAGUGUGUUAGAAAUGAUCGCCCAAGCCCGCAUAUUCCCUCGAGGGUCUGGGGAGAUGAUGACACGUUCCCCUGUUAAGGUAACUCUUAGUGAAGGUCCGCACCAUGUGGCUUUAUUCAAAGACAGCUCUCGGGAGUUUGAUCUGACGAAGGAAGAGGAUCUUGCAGCUUUGAGAAAUGAAAUAGAAAUCAGAAUGAGAAAUAGUGUGAAGGAAGGGUGCACUGUUAGCACUGAGACCAUCUCCUUAAGUGUGAAAGGUCCUGGUUUGCAGAGAAUGGUAUUGGUUGAUUUACCCGGAGUCAUUAGUACUGUGACAUCAGGUAUGGCUCCAGAUACGAAGGAAACUAUCUUUAGCAUCAGCAAGGCCUACAUGCAGAAUCCUAAUGCCAUCAUCCUUUGUAUUCAAGAUGGAUCAGUGGAUGCAGAACGCAGUAUUGUCACCGACUUAGUCAGCCAAAUGGAUCCCCAAGGAAAAAGGACAAUUUUUGUGUUGACUAAAGUUGAUCUUGCUGAGAAAAACGUGGCUAGCCCAAGCAGGAUCCAGCAAAUAAUUGAAGGCAAACUCUUCCCAAUGAAAGCUUUGGGUUAUUUUGCAGUUGUUACUGGAAAAGGAAACAGCAGUGAAAGCAUUGAAUCUAUUAAAGAAUAUGAAGAGGAAUUUUUUCAAAAUUCAAAGCUGUUAAAGACAUGUAUGCUGAAGGCGCACCAGGUAACAACAAAGAACUUAAGUCUUGCUGUGUCAGAUUGCUUUUGGAAAAUGGUGAGAGAGUCUGUGGAGCAGCAAGCAGAUGCUUUUAAAGCCACACGUUUCAAUCUUGAGACUGAAUGGAAGAACAAUUACCCCCGGUUGCGAGAGCUUGACAGGAAUGAACUGUUUGAAAAAGCAAAGAAUGAGAUUCUUGAUGAAGUCAUAAGUUUGACUCAGGUCACACCAAAGCACUGGGAGGAGAUUCUUCAGAAAACUUUGUGGGAAAGGGUAUCUACUCAUGUGAUUGAGAAUAUAUACCUUCCGGCAGCACAGACUACGAACUCAGGGACAUUUAACACCACUGUGGACAUCAAACUGAAGCAGUGGACUGACAAGCAACUGCCUAAUAAAGCAGUAGAGGUGGCAUGGGAGACUUUGCAAGAAGAAUUUUCCCGUUUCAUGACAGAACAAAAAGGAACAGAGCAUGAUGAUAUCUUUGAUAAACUGAAACAAGCUGUCAAAGAAGAAAGUAUUAAACGACAUAAAUGGAAUGAGAGAGCAGAGGAUAGCCUGCGAGUGAUCCAGCACAAUGCCUUAGAAGAUCGGUCAAUAUCUGAUAAACAGCAGUGGGAUGCAGCUAUUCAUUUUAUGGAAGAGACACUCCAAAGUCGUCUCAAAGACACUGAAUCUGUUAUUGAAGAUAUGGUGGGUCCAGACUGGAAAAAAAGAUGGUUAUACUGGAUAGGCCGCACCAAAGAACAGAAUAUUCGUAACGAAACAAAAAAUGAACUUGAGAAAUUAAUCAAAUGCAAUGAAGAACAUGCAGCUUAUCUGGCAAAUGAUGAAGUGACGACUGUCAGAAAGAAUCUUGAAGCAAGAGGAAUAACAGUGGACCCAUGUCUGAUUAAAGACACAUGGCACCAAAUUUAUAGAAGAUAUUUCCUGAAGACUGCUUUGAACCACUGCAAUCUGUGUCGAAGAGGCUUCUAUUAUUAUCAGAGGCAUUUUGUGGACUCAGAGCUCGAAUGUAACGAUAUUGUCCUCUUCUGGCGAAUACAGCGAAUGCUGGCAAUUACAGCAAACACGCUGAGGCAGCAGCUUACUAAUACUGAAGUAAGGCGCUUGGAGAAGAAUGUAAAGGAAGUGCUUGAAGAUUUUGCUGAGGACAAUGAAAAAAAGGUGAAGCUUCUAACUGGCAAGAGGGUCCAGCUCGCAGAGGAUCUCAAAAAAGUUCGGGAAAUCCAGGAAAAACUUGAAGCCUUCAUAGAAGCCCUCCAUCAAGAAAAGUAGAUUGUUCAAGCAGCAACUUUACACAAGAAUGCAGCCUUUUCCAGGAUACCUUGCACAAAGAAGACUGAAUAGAAAUGGCUUUUGUGUCCCAUUCUCUUUCCUGUCUUUUGGGGAGCAUCCUGAAAUGUUGGAGGAGAAAGAAAAUAAUGUCUCAUGGGAUUGAGAAGUUCAGUUAAAAUCUACCUGCUCUUUUAAUUUUUGAAGCUACAUGCACAUGACAGAAGAAUCUGACUUGCGUGUCAAUGAGAUAGCUUGGGAGCUUGCUGAAGUUGUACAUUUAAGGUUGUUUUUUUUUCCUGAAAGGAAAAAAGCUUUUAUUUUUGUCAUCUGUCUUGUAUGGUAGAGCUGGAUCAGAUUCAUAAAAUGAUUUUAUCUGUUGUCAUUUUCUUGCCUGCAAAUGAUCCUGAGAGUUUGACAUAAAGUUUUGUAUUUGUAUGUACAUUAAAACGCCCUUCUAAGUAAUGCCAUUUAUAUUUGUUAUGCUCUGUGUUGAAGCAUUCUCUGGUCACUCUGGUACAGAUUUAAAAGCAUGGUAUUGAGAUCUUGAGAGGAAGUUGUGGAUUUUGUUAAACUCCUAAACUCUUGAGAGACAUCAUCCAAGCAAUUCUUGUAGUGCUUUCAAGUGAAAGUACAGACUGCUAUUCACUGACACCUUAAAAGGUUUGGCUCAGGAAAUAAUGUCAACAGCUGCUCCUUUUACCCAUUCUUUCCUAAUAUAUGUUGUUACUCUCGAAUCAUAGCUGAUUACAUUUCAUUUCUGGGAUUGCACAGACUCUGAUUUCCUUGUUAACUCCUCCCUUCACCAUAGGUACAAAGUAACCUGAUUGAGUACAUGUGAAAUGUAGAAAGAUACUCUGUACAAUUCCAACUUGUCCAACCUCCUUAACUAAAAAAGGAAAAAUAUAAUUAAUUUCAUUUUUCUAAUAGCUACUGUAAGACCAAAAUUGCUUUUAUAAGAAUGUUAUGCACAAGGUCCUUCCACACCCACUUGAUUUCUAUUACUCAGUAUAGUAAAUAUAGUAAGUAGUCUUUCUUUUACUGCCUUUCGGUUUUGCCAUAGAAAUGUCACUUCUGACAAAUUUAAGCAUGAUAUAGGCUCUGUAUCAUAGGUGCCUGGUGAUUAAUUACCACCAUAUUUUUCUGCCCACACUUUGCCACAAAUGAUCUGGAUACACUUCUGAAUACUUCUGUGGAAGAAGAUAUUAGGCCUCAAACAGUUUGUUUUGCAGUUGUCUGAUUAUGUACAUUGAAAAAUUGACCUAGGUUUAUUUUUUCCUUUUGAAAAGGCUGUUGAUUUUGAUGUGUGGCAAUUAAAAGAGGGGAAUCUGAACAUUUUCCAACAGAUACUGUUUCUGUUUGCUCUCAGAGGAAACAAUACAGAAUUUGGUAAGAUGUUCCCCAGAUGUUCAGACAUAAAAUAUUUAGUCAAGUGGACAAAAAGUUAACAUAGAGCUAUUCAUAAAAUGGUGUUGAAAGGUUAAAUAUUUCAAGGUGAUCUGACUGAAUGUUUUGGGAUUUUCUGUUUAAAAUUACUUCCUGAAAAUGAGUGUUUGAGAAUGAAAAAAUGGCUUGUGUCAUCAUCAUUCUCUGAAGAUAAUUUCAGAAAUGUAAAUUUGCACAAUUCUGAAGGCAGAGUCCUUAGGUUGUAUAGCAAGUGAAAUAAGUCUGUACUUGUGUUAAAUCCCUCUUUGUAAAAAAACAAACAAAAAAACCCCCAAAACAACAAAAAAAGUACUUUUGCAUUUACCUAGAGAUCACUGUUUGAAACUUCUGUGUAAUGUAAAUGUUGCAAAAUGUCGCAUCCAGUGGCCCAGCGUUCAUCUCUUUUAGUGUGAUGUUCCUAUAGUUUUAGUUCCAACUUCUCUGUGCUGCUCAUCUAAGACUUAGCAUGAUGUAUUCCAUGAAAACUAGGUAUUUAUUGAAUAAAAAUGUAACUGAAGGAAUAAUAAAAUGUGGGUUUUGAACACAGUGCUGUUGCACCUAAUUCAGAAGUCACUUUGGCCUUCUUUUUCUCAUUUGUUAAACUGUGAAAAAGUACACUGUUAAUGAUAUUAAAAUGUCUGAUUUGGAAGUGCUGUGUCAGCACCAAGUUAGUGGUAACUGUACUAAGUGUUAUCUUUUACUAUAUAAAUUAAUGAUUAUCAUUUAUGUAAUACAUUUAGACAAAGAUGUUUUAUGAAAAAUCAUUAUAUUGAAAGCUUAUCUCUCUGGAAGUUUAGAUAAUGAACUGAUAUUCAAAGUAUAAAUGAAGACUGGUUAUGGAGUGUUAGU